UGUUAGUUUUUAGUUUUCAAGUAACGUCUUAAGUCGUUAAAUUAAACCAAUAGAAACAUUGCGCGGUUCUUGUAUUAGUUGCGUGGGCGGUUGCGAUUCAUUUUCAUUAUCAUCAAAGCCGAGAAAGAUAUUUUCUGAUGCUUCGGUUAAAAUCGUUUCGGUUUUUUCAGUGAGCCAGUAAAGGGCAAUCUGUUCAACAGUCCAGUGAGCGUAACAACACUUUUUCAACCCUGAAGAGUUAACUUGUUGUUUUUUUUUUUUUUUGUUAAUUAAAAUUUUAAACAAAUUAUUUGUAAAUAAAAUAAUAGUUUUUGAUAUUGUAGUUGUGAAUAAAAGUGUAACAAUAUUUAUCAAUGUGACCAAUCAUAAACAAGUGAAAAAUAUUGUUAUCAAUUUAAAGGAUUUGUUAGAUAAAAAAGUUGAUUUCUUUUUUUUUCGUUUUUUAAAUGGACGCAAUUGCAUUGGAGAGUAAUGGAACUCUUGAAGAUCAACAAUCUCAGAGUCAAAACAACCAACAAUCUCAACACUUACAACAACAGCAACAACAGCAACAGUACGGUGAAGUUAAUCAAUUAGGUGGUGUGUUUGUAAAUGGCCGGCCACUGCCAAAUGCCGUUCGUCUUAGAAUUGUCGAGCUGGCCCAAUUGGGAAUAAGGCCCUGUGAUAUAUCACGUCAGCUUCGUGUAAGCCACGGUUGUGUUAGUAAAAUUCUAGCAAGAUUUCAUGAGACAGGUAGCAUAUUACCAGGUGCAAUUGGUGGCAGUAAGCCUCGUGUAACAACACCAAAAGUUGUGCAAUAUAUAAAACAAUUAAAACUCAAAGAUCCAGGUAUAUUUGCAUGGGAAAUACGAGAUAGAUUAUUGUCAGAUGGUGUUUGUGACAAGUACAAUGUACCAUCGGUAUCAAGUAUAUCAAGAAUAUUGAGAAAUAAAGUUGGUGCCGCUGCUGCAGCAGCUGCGGUUGCAGCAAUGCAUCAUCAUCCACAUCAUCAUCAUCACCAUCAUCAUCUUUAUGCUGCUGCUGCGGCUGGUGCUGCAGCAUUGUGUUCUGUGCCAUAUCCAUCAGUUCCAUAUCAUCCUCCACCUCCACCAGCAAUGACACAUCAUCACCAUCAUCAUCAUUCAGUUGGAUUAACAGGAUCAACAGGCAACAAGACAUCACCAUCACCACCAACACCAACAUCAGUUGGUCAUCAAAAUAGCAUUGGUCUUCAUUGGCCAAGUCCUCAUACAGUUCAUGAUAUUUUAGCUAAUAGUCUAGGAACAUUACCAACAUCAUCAGCAUCACAUUGUCAAAUUAAUGGUAAUCAUCGUUGUGGUAAUGACAAUCAAAUCAACAACAAUCAAACUCACAACAAUAAUAAUAAUAGUAAUAAUAAUAACAACAAUAAUAGUAAUAACAAUAAUAAUAAUAAUGAAGAAGAGACGACAAAUGGAUAUCAUUCGAUUCAUCCACAUCAUCAUCAUCACCAUCCCCAAUAUUAUCCAUCAACAAUUUAUCCUGUUAUCGUACAGACUCAUGCAAGUCAACCAGCAAGUCCAUGUAACUAGUUAAAAUAUUUUAUUAAUUAAUUAAGUUUUAUUAAGUGUAAAUAUUAAACUCAGGUAUUUUUUUUCUCUAUUUUAUUUGAUUAUAAUAGAGAAAUUUAGCUGAUACUGUUUCCAAAGAUGCUCUAAAAUAUUGCAUAAUAAUAUUGCAUUAGAAUUUACGAUAAAUUAAAUAAAGGGAGUACAUCUAUCAUUAAUUGUUUUUAUUAAUUUUUCUAUAAUAUUUUUAUAAUUUAUAUUGAUGAUUUGUUGUUGACAUAAAUGUUUAUUAGAUGAAUUUUUUUGUUUUAUUUUUAUUAUGGGUUCAUGAUGUAUUUCUAUUGAAGAAAUAAUUAAUUAUCAAUUUUUUCUUAUCCUUGUCACUUGGUGAAAAAAAAUUAUUAUUAUUUAUUUGCUUUUGUCCGAUCAAUCUUUAAUUGAAAGCGCUUUUUUUUUUUUAUUAAACUUAGCUCAAUGUUGUUCAUAAAAAUGAGUAAAUCGGAGAAGGUUGAACGGAGUAAGUUGGAGAAAUCAUUUUUACUAGCGAAAGAAAAAAAUUAAAAAUUAAAUUAAGCAAUUUUAAAGACAGCAAUAAAUAAU
Aphidius gifuensis is the source of this 2126-nucleotide messenger RNA. Its product is annotated as paired box protein Pax-1-like. Bases 447 to 1550 code for a protein of 367 amino acids. Gene Ontology annotation, molecular function: RNA polymerase II cis-regulatory region sequence-specific DNA binding; DNA-binding transcription factor activity, RNA polymerase II-specific. The transcript has 3 exons. Lineage: Eukaryota; Metazoa; Arthropoda; Insecta; Hymenoptera; Braconidae. Gene Ontology annotation, biological process: regulation of transcription by RNA polymerase II; anatomical structure development. The record is from RefSeq and is a predicted model, not a curated record.